AUGGAAAAGUCGAAGAACUUCUGCAUCGACGCGCUGCUGGCGGACGAGGGCUCGCGGAGGGAGCUGUCCCCGGGUUUGAGCAGUGAGAGUCCGGCCGGAAGUCCAGGGUCAACCCCGUCCCCACGCGCGCAGCUGCACUCGGGGCUCAUGUCCAAAUCACUGCUGAACUUAUCUCACGCUGGGAUGUCCGCUGUCCCGGGCCUGUACCCUGCACCCAUCUACCCUCUGCAGCACCCUGCUUUCUACAGCGGCUUCUCACAGCUGCAGUACCCGGUCCCCGAGCACCUAAAGGCGGCUGCACUCGCUGGCUCCAUGCCGCUGGAGCACUGGAUCCGCGCGGGGAUCAUGAUGCCCCGAAUCCCGGACUACGGCUCAGGCCCUCAGUCUGGUCUUCUGGGGAAGUGCAGGAGACCAAGAACAGCCUUCACCAGUCAACAGCUCCUGGAGCUGGAGAACCAGUUCAAACUCAACAAGUACUUAUCCCGACCCAAGCGCUUUGAGGUGGCCACUUCUCUCAUGCUCACUGAGACACAGGUGAAGAUCUGGUUUCAGAACCGGAGGAUGAAGUGGAAGCGCAGUCGUAAAGCGAAGGAGCAGACAAAUGCCCCGGGACAGUCUGAGACAGAGAGGGGGCGUGGGACAAACAAAACCUCCACAGACAAAACAGAGUCCACGAGGCGCCCCCCUGACCCUGACGACGAAAGCCUGGUCCUGGACUUAGAGGAGGAUGACAACGAAGAGGAAGAGGAGGAUUACGCUGUUACCAUGGUAAACGGGAUGCCCAGGUCCACGGCCUUCCUCCAGCAUAGCUACAGCCCCCACAGCACGUUUUCAGAGGACGAGAUGGACGAGCUGCAGGUGGGGGACGCGGACCGCAAGACUGGAGCAGCCCCAACCAGUGCGUCUCUCCAUCUGCCAAAGUGCUACGUUCCUCUGCGGUUCAGGUGCAUCUCUUCCCCCACUGCGGCAGGCAACAUGACCUCUGAACUUGCUCUCCUCAGUGUGUCGGAUAAAGCUGGGCUGGUGGAGUUCGCCCAGAGGCUGGUAGAUGUGGGACUCUCGCUGGUGGCUUCAGGAGGCACCGCUAAAGCCCUGAGGGAGGCAGGGCUGGCAGUCAGGGAUGUGUCUGAUCUCACUGGACACCCGGAGAUGCUGGGAGGGAGAGUGAAGACCCUCCACCCUGCUGUGCAUGGGGGCAUUCUGGCCAGAAAAAGCCCCACCGACAUGGCAGACAUGGAGAAACUGGGAUAUAGUCUGGUCAGGGUGGUGGUGUGCAACCUGUACCCCUUUGUAAAGACCGUGUCCAAAGCAGACGUCACAGUGGAGGAUGCUGUUGAGCAAAUUGACAUCGGGGGCGUCACUUUGCUGAGAGCCGCUGCCAAAAACCACGCCCGAGUCACCAUUGUGUGUGACCCUGAUGAUUACGCUGUUGUGGCCAAAGAGAUGGAGACUUCUGCCGACAAAGACACAAAACUGGACACACGCAAGACACUGGCACUAAAAGCAUUCACCCACACGGCGCAGUACGACGAUGCCAUUUCAGAUUACUUCCGUGGUCAAUACAGUCGUGGGGUUUCGCAGCUGCCUCUGCGCUACGGCAUGAACCCUCACCAGGCCCCGGCUCAGCUCUUCACUCUGAGGCCGCAACUGCCCCUCAAAGUCAUCAAUGGUUCACCAGGUUUUAUCAAUCUGUGCGAUGCUUUGAACGCCUGGCAGCUGGUGAAGGAGCUGAAGGAGGCUCUUGGUCUCGCGGCUGCUACGUCCUUCAAACAUGUCAGUCCUGCAGGAGCUGCCGUUGGCGUUCCGUUGUCUGAAGAGGAGGCUAAAGUGUGUAUGGUGCACGAUAUGCUGCAGGAUUUAAGCCCCCUGGCAACUGCCUAUGCCCGAGCCCGAGGAUCAGACCGGAUGUCCUCUUUUGGAGACUUCAUAGCACUUUCAGACAUUUGUGACGUUCCCACUGCAAAAAUCAUUUCUAAAGAAGUUUCUGAUGGCAUCAUUGCCCCUGGAUAUGAAGAGGCCGCUCUCAAGAUCUUGUCCAAAAAGAAAAAUGGCAACUACUGCGUGCUUCAGAUAGACCCUGAUUAUGAGCCAGAGGAGAUGGAGGUGCGGGUGCUGUUUGGACUGUACCUCAAACAGAAGAGAAAUGGGGGCCUUAUUGAUAAAGCUUUCUUCAGCAACAUAGUCUCCAAAGGCUCGCUUUCUGAUGCUGCUGUGAGAGACCUUACUGUGGCCACUAUUGCUGUGAAGUACACUCAGUCAAAUUCUGUGUGCUAUGCUAAAGAUGGACAGGUGAUUGGGAUCGGGGCCGGACAGCAGUCUCGUAUCCACUGCACUCGUUUGGCUGGAGAUAAAGCUGAUAACUGGUGGCUGAGGCAUCACCCCAGUGUCCUCGGCAUGAAGUUCAGAGCCGGUGUGAAGAGGGCCGAAAUGGCAAAUGCUAUUGAUCAAUACGUCAGCAACACCAUUGGCGAGGGCCCCGACCUGGAUGUGUGGAAGUCCAUGUACGACGAAGUGCCGGAGCUUCUCUCUGAGACAGAGAGGAAGAACUGGGUCAGCUCCCUGAAGGCGGUGGCUGUGAGCUCCGAUGCCUUCUUCCCCUUCAGAGACAACAUCGACCGAGCCAAACGGAGUGGAGUAGAGUUCAUUGCUGCUCCUGCGGGCUCCGCAGCUGAUGAGGUCGUCAUCAAUGCCUGUAACGAACAGGGCAUCACACUGGUGCACACAAACCUGCGCCUCUUCCACCACUGA
This is a messenger RNA of Knipowitschia caucasica, 2748 nucleotides long. NCBI's taxonomy places the organism in Eukaryota, Metazoa, Chordata, Actinopteri, Gobiiformes, Gobiidae. The record is from the annotation of a GenBank genome assembly.